Messenger RNA from Nicrophorus vespilloides, 5294 nucleotides. Its product is annotated as FERM and PDZ domain-containing protein 4. The transcript is spliced from 11 exons. Gene Ontology annotation, cellular component: cytoskeleton. Gene Ontology annotation, molecular function: protein binding. The record is from RefSeq and is a predicted model, not a curated record. Bases 295 to 4119 code for a protein of 1274 amino acids. NCBI's taxonomy places the organism in Eukaryota, Metazoa, Arthropoda, Insecta, Coleoptera, Silphidae.
GCGCGACUCGCCUCUCUCCACAAAGUCCGAAUCCUGGGUAGAGUAGGCAGCGGAAAGGCAGUCGCCGUGCGGGCGUUUUAGUGCCUGGUGUGCGAUGUGUUACAACCACAUAUCAACAAUAUUAAAGGUAAACCGUGUAAGAACAAUAACAACAGCAGCAAGAGCAGAAACGGAGAAAGAGUGAACGUUAAGCGUCCUGUGAACUUCACGUACGCAUAAAGACAAUGUGAUUCCAGCACCAAACAUAUCCAAGGAAUGUCUUUAGCCGCACCAGUGGAUCCAUCGGUGUGAACAAUGCUUCUGCAGGCCUCGCAACAAACGGAGGGAGCCGUCGCAACGGCGCCGCCAGAGACCGUGCGUCCGCAGGGCGGUGGCGGCAGAGAUGCCGAAAUGAAGACGCUCGUCCUAGACUACGCCCCUGUACCGGGAUGGACGGUACACGUUACCAAUGAAGGAAGACUAUACUAUUGCAACCACGUAACACGGACGGCCGGAUGGCUGCCGCCAGCCGAAGCUUGGAAGUCCGACGAGGAUUCUCUUCCGUACGGCUGGGAGAGGGCCGUCGACGAUUCCGGAAGAUCAUACUAUGUGAACCAUGUGAAUAAGACAACAACAUACGAGACCCCGGUGGUGAAAUCAUCUAUGCCCGUGGAAGUGCCGGAGCCCCGGGUAGUGGUACUUGAGAGGUCACCUUCGCUUGGUUUCGGUUUCGUAGCCGGCUCAGAGAAGCCCGUUAUAGUUCGUUUCGUGACAGAAGGAGGACCUAGCGUGGAUAAGCUUCUACCAGGUGAUCAAAUAAUCUCUGUGAAUGGUGAAGACGUGAAGCUGGCACCAAGAGAACACGUAAUAUCUCUGGUCCGUGCGUGUCCAUCCAGCGUCAGCCUGGUGGUCUGUCAGCCCUCAGAACAGCGGGGCGCAAGGAAGUCGACCCUGCUGUCGGCGAGCAAAAGGGCAAGGCUCAGGUCAAAGCCGAGUCGUGUGAGGUUCGCUGAGAGCGUCUGCGUCAAUGGAGCGCCACUCUUUCCUCCGUCAGCCUUCUCGCUGGGCGACCUCUGCGUGCCACCGAUGGCCAACGUCCUCAAGGUCUUUCUGGAGAACGGGCAAACCAAGUCUUUCAAGUACGACGCAUGGACUACCGUUCAGGAUGUCGUCGAAUCGUUGCAGACAAAACUAUGCCUUAACGCCACCGAGCAUUUUAGCCUUGUCGUUGAACAUAUCAAAUCGUUGAAGAGGAACAAGCUCACCCUUCUCGAUCCAUCCGACACUCUGGCAAGGAUUGCUUCAAGGCCGGGCGCCCACAAGUUGCGAUGUCUGUACAGGAUAGCCUUUGUACCGACGUCCGCUGCUUCUUUGGCCCAGCAGGACUUGGCAGCCCUCGACUAUCUUUUUACUCAAUGCUGUAACGACGUUAUCCAGGAGAGGUUCGCGCCCGAGUUGCAGUACGAUACAGCCUUAAAGCUGGCGGCUCUGCACGUCUAUCAGCAUGCUCUCGCCAAUAACAUGCAAGCUGCUAAAUUGACCGUUAAAGUCGUAGAGAAGGAGUUUGGUUUGGAGCGUUUUGUACCCGCCUCGUUGCUGGAGAAGAUGAAGCGUAAAGAAGUGCGAAAACUGGUGGCACAUUUCCUGAAGAUGCACGCCAGCAUGGCUGGACCUGGCAAACAGUUGACAGCUCUUCAGGCUAAGUUGCAUUAUUUGGAUUUAGUGAACCAGCUACCAAGUUAUGGAGCCAAGUGUUUCUCGGCGGGUCCUCGCGCAGAUUCGAUGGAACGCGUCAUCCUUGUCAGUCCGAAAUUCGGGAUCAGUCAGAUAAUGGGCUCCAGAAAUUCGGUGCCAGCACCGAUCGCCAAUAUCGAAGACAUGACGAAAAUUGAAGUGAGAAUCGAGGAUGAGCUUAGUAGAGCGGUCAGUAUUAAGUUGAAGGAUGAAGGCAGCAUUAACAUUUCUCUGGAAGAACGGGAUGCUAAUGAGUUAGUUCUUGUAUUAUGUGGUUAUUACCGUUUGGCUACUGGAAUGCCUCUGUCCGUCGACAAGGAAGAGCUGGAAGUUGUUGAAGAUUUGGCUCCUCCUUAUCUAUCACAGCAUAAGGUAAUUCCGGAAAAGUGGAGUUAUACUAACCAGCAACAGGUGAAGACUAUUUGCUUUGCGUCAAGACCAACAUACCAGGGCGUUAGUCGGAAGACUAACGGCCUGUACAACACGAUGGGCAGGCAGAGUAAACUGAUCACUGGCCUAGACAGCAAUAUGAACUCUUCUAUAGUAAACAAGAACCAUUCUUUGGAUAUAUUCAAUAGUAGAAACGAAGAUGAUGAGGUAAUUAAAGAAAUGGAGAAAAUGGUAGAGGAUUCCGAGAAGUAUCUGCAACAGGAGUGGCUAGAAACCAGCGUGGAUAUUGAAAGCGACUCGGAGAGUCCCAAUGGUCUGCAUCACAGCGAUUCUUUGUUACUUUUGAACAAAGAGGCGAAGAACGGAAGAAAUUCGUUUACGAAUGCCGCUAUUGAGAUGCUGCGUUCAGAAAUCAACUGUUCCGAGAGCGACACGGACAGCGUGUAUAGUCCGCAUAAUUCUCCUAAGCACAGCGAGGCAGUCAACAGGAAUGUGCGCAUCAGCUUCGGUCUGCAUAGUCCCAACUCUAACGGGUCAUCUAGUGAGACAAACUCGGAGAACUUAAGAGAUUAUCUGGAGAAACUGAAGGAGAGUAAGAGUGAUUUAAGCGAUUUAUACGUUUUCGAGGAUAUUAUCGACCUGACGAUGCUGCCGCCUCCGGCGACACCUGAUGAACUUGACGCGACUCAGGCACCACCGACGCCGAUCAACUUACCUCCGAUCACUUUUGCUGAUUCCAUCGAGAAGCUGAAUCGACUAGGCGUGCUCCAUGAGAAUCUUGACCUGGAGGAGUUCCUGGCAAGCGUGACGGUGCCUCCGCCCACUCAGAAGGUCACACCUGCUGUGGAGCUCACACCGGAGGAGAUAAUGUCCUAUAUCAUACCACCUCCUCCGGAACCCGAGUCUAACAACGUCAUCGAGUACGCUACGAUCAAUAGGAAAGGAGCAUUCUCUUGUUGCUCAAAGGGCACCAAAGAGGAACCGGCCUUGCAGUUAUCUCCGAGAAGGUCAUCAGAUCACAAACCGCCAGAAAGACCGCCGAAGAAUAUUACGGUCGAAAGACAGCGGUCGCAAUCCUUGACGUCUUCAUGUCGUGCAGCUGAGUUUCCUCCGAAGUUACCGCCGCGCGACGAUCCAAGCCACCAUCAACCACCGCCUCAUUUAUUCCUUCCACCAAAGAAACCGCCGUUACCUCCAGUGCCACCGCUGGAGGUGCUUCGCAGCCGCAAGACCAGCGCGCCCGCUCCGAAGACUGCAGGAAUUGGAUCACCGCAUCUGCAAAGGAGCAAGUUCAGCGGCGAACAAAGCACUGCAAUCAGUACACCGACAUCGCCGUACUUAGGACGGGGCGUUCAGUUUAGUACCGUCCCCAUAGACUAUGUUAACAAGGUAGUGGGCCAGCAACAGCAGCAGCAACACACUCGCAGCCAGUCGGAAUCCUCCGCGUCUGGCAGUAGUCCAUUCCGUAGGAAUGGUAGUUGUAGCUCAUCGCCGGUUCGAAAUGGCUGCAUGUCCAGUAGGGAGAAUCUUCUGGCGAAAACGGACGUGGCAAUGGCCAGUUUGUUAGUACGUUUAGACCAGGUUGCAGCACAGUGUACUGCAGCUCAAAUCCAUGGAGGCGGUAGACUUAUGUCUGAAGAUAAAUUUCAGGUAGCUAAAGAAGAAUUGACAGCACAAUCGUUACAGUUGGUCCAUUCAAGCAAGAUGCUGGUAAUCGCCAUGUCCGACCAACCAAACCUACCAGAUCUACCCGAACAUCUAGCAAUCUGUUUGACCAUCCUCAGGCGUCUCACCGAACUCUGCUCAGACUUAGGUAACCACACGACGGCACCCCUGCAGACGCGCAACCUCAUCCUCAAAGUCCACGAUGUUACGGCCGCCUUCCGUCACCUCAUCAACUCCAACAUUGAUCGCACCUCUUCGGUCACGAUCGAAGAACACUUGGCCGCUGAAGCCGAGACCCUCGCCAACGUCCUCACCACCUUGCUAAGAAGUCUCCGCGUCUUUUCACCCUAGUGCAAUAAUUAUAAAUCAACAAAUAAAUAAAUUGGAGCCAUUUCCGUAGGCUCCACCUCUAGUCGCAUUCACUUUUCAAUUCCGUUAAAAGCCCGGAAGCUUGUAACACAUUCAACAGAUGCGAUCCGGAAGUGCAGUAUUUGCAAGAAACAUUAUAUUACUGGUUUAUUUUGUUGUAAUGACCUACCCCCCCUCCCCCUUGGUUUUUGUUAAGUACAUAUAGAUUUGACCAAAUAAUUACUAAUAAUAUUGAUACGGAAAACAAAGUCUGAAUUGUGUAUUAUAAAUGUAAUGAUAUUGAUUAUAAUGAUGAUGAUGAUGUAAUUGUAUUCAGAGUUCGCAGCCGGGAUUCCUUCGAGCCCGGCUCCGCCUUAACAUGUACGGCAAAUAAUCUAUAUAUAAUAAUAAUUAUCGAUGUGAUAAUGUUUCCUCAAAUCAUUCACGUCACUCGAACAGGGAAGAUUCGAUUCUGCGAAGACGACGAUGAUGGUUAUAUUAAUUGUAAUUAGAAAACAAAAAAGUGUAUAUCUAUCUAUUAUAUAUAUAUACAUGUAUAUUAUGUAUAUUUCGUUUACUUUUCGAAAGUACAAUAGACGCAAGGAUUGGAAAUACCAAUGAGUUACCACGAUAUUACGUUACAUUUUUUUUACGUUUUGUUGAAUUUUAUUUUUUACCAAUGAUUUAAACGAUUGAAGUGGGAUUUAAUCCGAUUCGUUUUCGAAUGGAAAUGUUAAAUUUGUUUGUUAGUCAUUUAUAGAUAUUUAUAAUGUAAUAUAUUAUAUACUGAAAAAAAAAGUGAAACACUAAUAAUGAUAAUAUUGAGAGAUGUUUUUAACAGUUGUUACAUUUACAAGUUUUUCGUUUCAUUAUUUCGUUUAGCUGAUAUCAUUAUGGUUGCCUUUAGAUUUGUGUAUUGUGUACACCGUAUUUAUUAAUUAGUUAUUGUUUACGUUUCGUUAAGUUUCAUGUUUGGCCGUUUGAUUACUUUUUUUUUCACAUUCUCCAACCAAAUACUUUACGGCUCACAGCUGCGGCAGUUCGGAUGAUACUCGAUACUCACUUAAAAGACUAAAAAAUCAUCUGGAAUAUUCUAUAUCGUUAUAAUAACAUAUCUUCGAUGUCAUACAAUAAUGGGAUGAUGUAAUAAAUGAACAAAUAACUGUAUUAACAAUGAA